Scomber japonicus (chub mackerel) is the source of this 1153-nucleotide messenger RNA. RefSeq lists its product as uncharacterized. Lineage: Eukaryota; Metazoa; Chordata; Actinopteri; Scombriformes; Scombridae. The record is from RefSeq and is a predicted model, not a curated record. Bases 13 to 627 code for a protein of 204 amino acids. The transcript has 4 exons.
CAGGAUGUUCCAAUGGAGCAUGGUCAUACCCAAUUAAAUAUGCAAUCUGAAGAGAGAAGACAAGCAAGAACUCCUUCCUUUGUAGAGUCUGCAGAUACUCUGGACAACCCAGCACUGAAGAGCAGAGUCCACUCCAACAGGAAGAGACAGCAUCGCUCAGCUGAGAUGACAGAGGGGUCCACGUCCUCACCAAGUGUACCAAGCAGCCACGUGAUGGCAGACACAGGAGAGUCACAACAUGAUAACGUUUUUCUAAACCCGCCUCUUCUAUCACUCUCUCCAUCUUCUUUCACUCCUUAUGGUCCCGCACCUCGAGGUGUCCUCAAACACUCCGUAUCUCAGGAUUCAGAGUCCUCAAUGGAGACGCAGACAAAAAGGAGGAGAGUUGAGGAGAACCGUCGGGUUCGUUUUUCAGAGCAGGUGAUGACUAUAGCACCACAGGCCGAGCUGGAUAUGAAUGUUACAGACUCAGAGGAGGAUUCGGUAGCAGAAGAUGACUCUAUCAUAGAGCAGGAGUUUGAGGUGGAGCCCGCAGCAGUGGAGGAACAGGUGGCACCAGCACGCCGACCUGCUCUCUCUGCCUGGAUACUAGCUCUGAAGAGGAAGAACAUGGGGAAGAAGCACUGAUAGUGACUGGAGUGACUAAAUGAGGUGAAACAUUGAAACAAGGCAAUAUUGUCUUUCUGUCUUGAGAGAUAUAUAAUGAAAAGAUUUUAUUUGGAUACCAUGUUAAGAUUAGUGUGUUGCAGUGCGCCAGAAGGUGUUUGCUGACAGGAUUACCACUGCAGGACUUUCUGCUCCCCGUCACCCUCCAGGCCACACACCAGCACUUAAUCAAAUAUUGAGUAUUUUAGUAUUACACUGCUUGGGUGCUUCAGCAGCGGUUGUUAAAAAGAUCAAAGUGACUUGUCAGACCUUCCAUGCUACUCCAGAGGCUGAAUGUAUAUGUAUAAGUCCAUGAUGUUGAGGCAAAAACAGUCAGUUUCAAUGUAUGUGGACUUUUUCUAUCCUGGAUUGGAUAAUAUACUGCCAGUGUCACAUCAGCUGAAUCAGUGUUUAGUCUAGUAUUUGGAAUGUUUUACAGCUUUUUUAUAAGAGCAGUGCAUUGUCCUUCCUUCCCCUUCAAUUUCACACUGGAAAAAACCAGCGUCAC